Diaporthe amygdali is the source of this 1497-nucleotide messenger RNA. RefSeq lists its product as uncharacterized. The record is from RefSeq and is a predicted model, not a curated record. Lineage: Eukaryota; Fungi; Ascomycota; Sordariomycetes; Diaporthales; Diaporthaceae. Gene Ontology annotation, molecular function: protein binding. The transcript has 2 exons. The coding region runs from base 1 to 1497 and encodes 498 amino acids.
AUGUCCAAGCGUGCGGGAGACCACGAUCAUGGCCCUCUGAAGGGCGGCCAUCGCCCUGACGCAAUGGACAUCGACGACAAGGUCGAAGACGGGAUGGGCGAGUUCGAGGACGAGUUCGAAGAUGAAUUUGAGAGCGAGGACGAGAUCUUUGAGGCAGGUGUCGAUGGCAGGCCAGACGCUGAGAGGGAAGCCGAGGAGAAAGCAGCUGCAGGUGAAAUGGAUGUCGACAGCACCACCACGGGCCCAGGCACGUUCAUCGUCGGCCGCACAAAACUCGAGCCAGGCCAAACUCUUGCUCCGGACCCAAGCACUUACCACAUGCUCCACAACCUCUCUACCCCGUGGCCCUGCCUCUCUUUCGACAUCAUUCGCGACUCCCUCGGCGACAACCGCAAGGUCUAUCCUGCCACUAUGUACACUGUCUCGGGCACGCAGGCUGAAGGCCAACGUGCCAACGAGAACGCGCUUAUGGUGAUGAAGUUCGCCGGCUUGAGCAAGAUGGACAAGCAAGGCGAGGACAGUGAUGACGACGAAGACGACGACGACGACGAGGACGCCGACCCCAUUCUAGAGUCUAAGAGCAUCCCCCUCUCCUCGACAACGAACCGGAUACGGGCCCACCAGACUCCCAACUCCGACCCCUCCAAACCUCCAACAACCCUCGUCGCUACCAUGACCGAGUCCUCCAACGUUUAUAUUCACGACAUCACACCGCAUCUCGCGACUUUUGAUACCCCUGGGACAACCAUUUCCGACAAGCAGAACAAACCCCUCUCUACGAUCCGCGCUCACAAGUCAGAGGGCUAUGCUGUCGACUGGUCGCCCUUAUCUCCGGCGGGAAAGCUUGCGACCGGUGAUAACGAUGGUGUUAUAUAUGUAACAACUCGUACGGAUGGAGGUGGCUGGGUCACAGAUACAAGACCUUUUACUGGACAUACCGGCAGCGUGGAGGAAAUUCAAUGGAGUCCGAGCGAGGACAAGGUAUUUGCCUCGGCAUCGUCUGACGGCUCCAUCCGCAUAUGGGAUGUCAGGAGCAAGAGCCGGCAGGCCAUGAUCACUAUGCAAAUCAGCAAGACCGAUGUCAACGUCAUGAGUUGGAGCAAACAGAGGUCCAACCUGUUGGCCUCCGGAGACGACGAUGGUGUCUGGGGUGUCUGGGACCUGCGUCAGUGGAAGCCCAACGCCACUGAGAAGCCCACCCCUGUCGCAAGCUUCGACUACCAUAAGGAGCAGAUUACGAGUGUGGAGUGGCACCCUACCGACGACAGCAUUGUGGCCGUCGCUGCCGGCGACAACACGGUUACGCUGUGGGACCUUGCCGUGGAGCUGGACGACGAGGAGAGCAAGGACACCGCAGGCGUGAAUGAUGUGCCGCCCCAGCUGCUAUUUGUGCACUAUCACGAGCAGGCGAAGGAGCUGCACUGGCACCCUCAGAUACCCGGCACCCUGGUGGCCACGGGCCAGGAGUUCAGCGUCUUCAAGACAAUUAGCGUCUAG